Sphaeroforma arctica JP610 is the source of this 870-nucleotide messenger RNA. RefSeq lists its product as hypothetical. NCBI's taxonomy places the organism in Eukaryota, Ichthyosporea, Ichthyophonida. The record is from RefSeq and is a predicted model, not a curated record. The transcript has 3 exons. Bases 1 to 870 code for a protein of 289 amino acids.
AUGAAUCUGGGUUACUACCGUGGCAACUACACAUAUAUAGGGCUCUCCAUCAUAGUCAUUGCCGCGCUAUCGAGCCCUAUUUUCUAUGUGAUCUACGCGUUGUUUUUCUUCGCCUUGCAACGGAUCAAGUCUCAGCCAGAGAUAUGUAUAGGCGAGCUGCACCUAGACCGACCGCAGGCGGGGCUGUUGCUGGUGGUGGUGACUCUGUUUCUGCUGCUGGUCUUUGGCGGUGAGACCUUCUUCAAGGCCAUUCUGCUGUCGCUGGUGCUGGCGUUGCUGCACGCGACCUUUCACAAACGGCCCGUGCACGCCAAAGUGGCGUCGUUCUGGAAUGAUCUGUGGGGGACUGAGGAGACCAAUCCCGUGGAAGACCUGGUGUCCGAGUCCGAGGGCAUGGUGUCCAAUAUGAUGGACCGGGUGUACAAGUAUUUGGACGCCUCUGGCCCUGAUUCUACCCGGCCACAACCCCCGGCGUACGUGGAUGUGACAGGCAACGGACAGGCACGCAGCGCUGCGUAUAAGCAGCCGCCAUCCCCGCGCGUAGCUGUGCCUGUGGGGCAGCGUACCCGAGCAGCAACAGACAGUGAUGUCAAUGGCAGUAGUAAGAUACCACACAAGGACAGCCCCAGCGCCACACUCGGCAGGUCCAACAGUGUGAAAAGAUUCACCAAGACAGCCACGUACACACGGCCUGUCAGCAGUGUCGGCAACAGUGUCAGGAUACUGAGCUACACCUGCCUGGAGCAAAGGUCUGAUAGGGCAGCAUACGCCACAUCGCCACAACAUGGGCGUAAAACACACAACCACAGCAGGGAUGUGCACAACAUGUUCAUAAGCAUACACGGCAGUACGAAUGAGGAGAAUGAGUGA